Cavenderia fasciculata is the source of this 204-nucleotide messenger RNA. It is a transcript of the gene nola3, whose product is annotated as Nop10 family protein. Gene Ontology annotation, cellular component: box H/ACA telomerase RNP complex; box H/ACA snoRNP complex. Gene Ontology annotation, biological process: positive regulation of telomerase RNA localization to Cajal body; ribosome biogenesis; rRNA pseudouridine synthesis. Bases 1 to 204 code for a protein of 67 amino acids. The record is from RefSeq and is a predicted model, not a curated record. Gene Ontology annotation, molecular function: telomerase RNA binding; box H/ACA snoRNA binding. The transcript has 4 exons. NCBI's taxonomy places the organism in Eukaryota, Evosea, Eumycetozoa, Acytosteliales, Cavenderiaceae.
AUGCAUUUAAUGUACUAUGUUGGUGAAAACGGUGAGAGAAAGUACACCCUCAAGAAACGUGGACCAAAGGGACAACCAUCAUUCUCUGCUCAUCCAGCUCGUUUCUCUGUCGAUGAUAAAUACUCUAGAGAAAGAAUUACAUUAAAGAAGAGAUUCGGUUUAUUACCAACUCAACAAGCUCCACUCAAGAAGACGUUGGAAUAA